Neofelis nebulosa (Clouded leopard) is the source of this 1442-nucleotide messenger RNA. RefSeq names its product eukaryotic translation initiation factor 2 subunit beta (gene EIF2S2). NCBI's taxonomy places the organism in Eukaryota, Metazoa, Chordata, Mammalia, Carnivora, Felidae. The coding region runs from base 147 to 1148 and encodes 333 amino acids. Gene Ontology annotation, molecular function: translation initiation factor binding; mRNA binding; translation initiation factor activity. Gene Ontology annotation, cellular component: eukaryotic translation initiation factor 2 complex. Gene Ontology annotation, biological process: formation of translation preinitiation complex; formation of cytoplasmic translation initiation complex; translational initiation. The transcript has 9 exons. The record is from RefSeq and is a predicted model, not a curated record.
GAGAGGGCGGGGUGUCGUUCCCUUUCGCUGAUGCAAGAGCCUAGUGCGGCGGUGGGAGAAGUGUCGGCAGGAGCAACGCUGCCGCUGGGGCCUGGGGCUGACCCGUCCGACUUCCCGUCUGUGCCGAGCCCAUUCGAGCUGCCGCCAUGUCCGGGGAUGAGAUGAUUUUUGAUCCUACUAUGAGCAAGAAGAAAAAGAAGAAGAAGAAGCCUUUUAUGUUAGAUGAGGAAGGGGAUGCCCAGACAGAAGAAACCCAGCCCUCAGAAACAAAAGAAGUAGAACCAGAGCCCACUGAGGACAGAGAUGUAGAAGCCGAUGAAGAGGACAGUAGGAAAAAAGAUGCUUCUGAUGAUUUAGAUGACUUGAACUUCUUUAAUCAGAAGAAAAAGAAGAAAAAAACAAAAAAGAUAUUUGAUAUUGAUGAAGCUGAAGAAGGUGUAAAGGAUCUUAAGAUUGAAAGUGAUAUCCAAGAAGCAGCUGAACCAGAGGAUGACCUUGACAUUAUGCUUGGCAAUAAAAAGAAGAAAAAGAAGAAUGUUAAGUUCCCAGAUGAGGAUGAAAUACUAGAGAAAGAUGAAGCUUUAGAAGAUGAAGACAGCAAAAAAGAUGAUGGUAUCUCCUUCAGUAACCAGACAGGCCCUGCUUGGGCAGGCUCAGAAAGAGACUACACAUAUGAGGAGCUAUUGAAUCGAGUGUUCAACAUCAUGAGGGAAAAGAAUCCAGAUAUGGUUGCUGGAGAGAAAAGGAAAUUUGUCAUGAAACCUCCACAGGUUGUCCGAGUAGGAACAAAGAAAACCUCUUUUGUCAACUUUACAGAUAUCUGUAAACUAUUACAUCGUCAGCCCAAACAUCUCCUUGCAUUUUUAUUGGCUGAAUUGGGUACAAGUGGUUCUAUAGAUGGUAAUAAUCAACUUGUAAUCAAAGGAAGAUUCCAACAGAAACAGAUAGAAAAUGUUUUGAGAAGAUAUAUCAAGGAAUACGUUACCUGUCACACGUGCCGAUCACCGGACACAAUCCUGCAAAAGGACACCCGACUCUAUUUCUUACAGUGCGAAACUUGUCAUUCUCGAUGCUCUGUUGCCAGCAUCAAGACCGGCUUUCAGGCUGUCACAGGCAAGCGAGCACAGCUCCGUGCCAAAGCUAACUAAUUGGCUAACCACCACUGAUUUUCAAAGUGUGUUGUGGAGAUUUGGCUGGACAGGUUUACCAUCAAAGUGGAUAUAUCAUUGUAUUAAAUACAAGAUAGAAAAGCUGCCAAGUUUUUUGGCUUGUGGCUGGUUGGUCUGAAAUCUUUGCAAGAUGCCGAUGCUCAAGCUGUUGACCUACUCAUUGCCUACUUUAACAACUGUCAGAAAAACAUGAUGGGGUAAGGCGGUGCUUUUUUAAAAUCGUUCAUAGACUUAUGUAAAAUGCAAGAUAAAUUAAAGUUAUUAUAACAGUGA